Molecule: messenger RNA, 1757 nt
Organism: Lycium barbarum (goji berry)
Lineage: Eukaryota; Viridiplantae; Streptophyta; Magnoliopsida; Solanales; Solanaceae
Product: polyphenol oxidase E, chloroplastic-like
Exons: 1
Coding region: 18-1571 (517 amino acids)
Molecular function (GO): catechol oxidase activity
Source: RefSeq, a predicted model, not a curated record
AGCAAAACUAAUUAGCCAUGGCAAGCGUAUGCAAUAGUAAAACCCUCAACACUCCUUUUACAUUAUCCACAAAGUCUUCUUUAGCUUCUACUUCAAAGCCCUCUCAACUUUUCUUGCAUGGGAAACGUAACCAAACCUUCAAAAUCUCAUGCAAGGUCUCCAACAAGGACCAAAACGGUGAAACAAAUUCAGUUGAUAGGAGAAAUGUGCUUCUUGGUUUAGGAGGUCUCUAUGGUGUUGCCAAUGCUGUACCAUUAGCCACUGCUAAUCCUAUACCAACCCCUGAUCUAACUUCUUGUAGUAUAGCCCAUAUAGAUGAAAAAGACGAUGUGGAAUACAGUUGUUUCCCUCCAAAGCCAGAUGAUUUGGACAAAGUUCCAUAUUACAAGUUCCCUUCUAUGACCAAGCUCCGCAUCCGUCCGCCUGCUCAUGCUGCUGAUGAAGAGUAUAUUGCCAAGUACAAUUUGGCCACUAAACGGAUGAGGGAACUUGACAUAAAUCCAACAGAUCCACUUGGGUUCAAGCAACAAGCCAAUAUCCAUUGUGCUUAUUGUAACGGUGCUUACAGAGUUGGUGGCAAAGAGUUGCAAGUGCACUUCUCUUGGCUUUUCUUCCCAUUUCAUCGAUGGUACUUGUACUUCUAUGAGAGAAUUUUGGGCUCUUUAAUCAAUGACCCAACUUUUGGUUUGCCAUAUUGGAACUGGGACCAUCCAAAGGGCAUGCGUUUGCCUCCCAUGUUCGAUCGUGAAGGUUCUUCCAUUUACGACGAGAAACGUAACCAAAAUCACCGCAACGGAACCGUAAUCGAUCUUGGUCAUUUUGGUGAGGAGGUCGAAACAACUCAACUCCAGAUGAUGACAAACAACUUAACUCUAAUGUACCGUCAAAUGAUAACUAAUGCUCCAUGUCCCUUGCUGUUUUUUGGUGCGCCUUACCCUCUGGGAUCCGACCCCAGUCCAGGAAUGGGAACUAUUGAAAACAUUCCUCAUACUCCUGUUCACAUCUGGACCGGUGAUAAUCCUAGACAGAAACACAGUGAGAACAUGGGUAAUUUCUAUUCAGCUGGUUUGGACCCGGUUUUCAAUGUGGACCGAAUGCGGAACGAGUGGAAACAAAUAGGAGGCAAAAGAAGGGACCUGACACAGAAAGAUUGGUUGAACUCAGAGUUCUUUUUCUACGACGAAAACCGCAACCCUUUCCGUGUGAGAGUCCGAGACUGUUUGGACACUAAAAAGAUAGGGUAUGAUUACGCGCCAAUGCCCACCCCAUGGCGUAACUUUAAGCCAAUAAGAAAGUCCACAACAGGGAAAGUGAAUACAAGUUCACUUUCACCAGCCAGCCAGGUAUUUCCACUUGCGAAGCUGGACAAAGCCAUUUCCUUUUCCAUCAAUAGGCCGGCUUCGUCAAGGACUCAACAGGAGAAAAAUGAACAAGAGGAGAUGCUAACGUUCAACAAGAUACAAUAUGAUGAUAGAAUCUUUCUAUGCAUUCAUUUCCAACAAUUUCAACAUGUACAACGCAACUCUAGAUCUCCAUGUCCAAAGGGGGAACCACAUGGACAUAUACCCUGACUAAUACUUUAUUUAAUUGAUAAAGAGUAUUUGGUGUGCAAGUAUCCAUAAGAUCUACGCCAACAUUAUUAUCAAAAUUUUCUUUCUGUUUAGAAAAGUACUACAUUUGAUUCGUCUACUAUAGAUCUCCUAAGAAUAAAAACCCAAUGAUGUAAAAUUAAAAUUGGUAAAAACUUACCCCACACC